CAUACAAGUAAAGGGAUUGUUUACAGCCAUCUUCCUCUUUCUGAUUUAGUGAGUGACUAAGAGGGUCACAGUACAACGAAGCAUUCGGCAGAGGCAGGGUGGGGUGAACAACAUUCAUCCGAACAAGUAAAACUGUCAUGGUGAAAAUAUUAACAAGGAAAAACAUAUUUGGCAGUUUUUUUGUUGUUGUUUUUUUUUUAAUCAGACGAGAUUGUUAAAGUAAAUGCUUCUUAAACAGUGUUUUUAGACAAUGUUUGACAGAAAAGAUACUAAGUUUUUGUCAAGCAUGUUUUGAAAGUGUUUGAAACUAAUCUGAGGAGGAAGGGGAACACAAGUGCAGAGAGAAAAGGGAUAUGAAAAUAUGAUGAAAGAAGAACUGACAUUUCCUUUCAAUAAGGUUCACAUUUCUUAGAUAACAAACAAACCUAAGGUGAGGAUUACAGGAGGAGGAUGAUUUGUUAUCAAGUAUUAUAGGAGCCUCAAGAAACUGGAGUUCUGUUUCCUGCAACAAGUUCAACCAAGGAACAAGCCAGAGGCCUUUUCAACAUAAUAUUCAAACAAAAGAAGCCAGCAAGACACUGAUGGGAAUGAUUUAAAGGAUUUUCUCUGGACCGCAGCAAGAAGACAAAAUGGCAACUCUAACUCUUCAGCUGUUGUCACUUACAGUUGUUCUUGGUGCUGUUCAACUCAUCUGUGGUUACAGCUAUAAGAACUGCAUCGAAGACCAGUACUCACGUAGAACAAGUUUCAACUGCGUUCGUCGAAAGGAACAGAACCUGUCUGCUAUUAUAAAUGACCUGCCGCCGUCUGUCAUCAGUCUCACCAUCUGCAUUAAUCCCGUGUGGAACAUUCCCAACCACAGUUUUGUUAACCUAUCAAACCUCCAAAACCUCAGAAUAGAUCAUAACAACGUGAGGGUCAUUGGUCAAUUUGCGUUCCAAAACUUGCAUCAACUUAAGUCUCUAAAUUUGUCCUAUAACCAUAUAUCAGAACUCAACCCUUCUGUGUUUUCAGACCUACGCAACCUCACCUUUCUCUCACUGACACACAAUAAGUUAAUGCAGCUCCCAGAGGGCAUUUUUUCCUCUCUUCUCAAUUUAGACACAUUAAUCAUGAGGCAAAACUUUCUGACAAACUUCUCAGCGAUUGCUGAUUCUGUGUCACGUCUAUCAAACCUGAAGAAACUAGACCUUUGCUUUAACAAUCUGACAUCUCUUAGUCACUCAAACGUGUCUCUACCCAAAUCCCUCACUGUUUUAUAUUUAUGUAGAAACAAUUUGUCUACAUUAGGAUGCAAACAUUUUUUUCUUGGGAACAUUCAUGUACUGGAUUUGUCAUACAAUUCUAGGCUCUCCACAAUGGCUUUUCAGGGAGUAGAUCUGAGACAAAUCAACUAUCUGCGUUUGCGUUCAACAAGUGUCAACAUAGUGGAGUUUUUAAACAAAAGCAAUGUCAAUGCAAAUCACGUUGAUUUCUCUGACACAGGUCUAAAAAAUGAAAGUCUGCUCACAAAGCUCUGCAAACUGUUGAAGACUAAGGUGCAACGGACAAAAAAUCUGAACCUGAAUGCUAACGGGAUUAAGAACCUAACAAACACACUGUCCCACUGUCCUGAUAUCAUAGGGGCAGUGACUCUAUCCCAAAAUCAACUGAAAACAAUAAGUUGUCUUAGCUUUCUCAAAAGACAGACAAGUAUAAAAAGCUUCAGUGCAGAGCAUAACCACCUCACCUCCCUCCAAUCUUGUAAAAUGCAAAAGAUGGUUUAUUUCAAAAGCCUGGAGGAGCUGAGCUAUCGUUACAACAGGAUCCUCUCCGUCAGCUAUUAUGCCUUCUAUCACACACCAAACAUCAAGACACUGAAACUCAACAUAAACACAAUUGCUUUCCUCCAUCGUAAAGCUCUCAAAGGCCUAAAAAGGCUUGAGACACUCCGCUUGGACAACAACCUUUUAACUGAUUUGUUCAAUGAAACAUUUGAAGAUAAUUUCAACCUGCGAAUUCUUAACUUACGCAACAAUCGUAUUUCUGUCAUUUUCAAUGGGACCUUCCUCAGGCUCAGGAAACUGAAUACAUUGGACCUCGGAGGUAAUAAGAUCACUCAGAUUCAACCAUCAGGUCUUGCUGGACUAACAAGUCUGUCCAAAUUCUAUCUAGAUGGAAACAACCUCAAACACAUUGACACUUCGCUUUAUCAUGCAUUCCAAGGUACUCUCACAGUGUUGGAUUUACAAAGCAAUCAGAUUAGCUUCCUUGAUGAAAAUAUCAAUUCACCAUUUAUGAAUCUCAGCAAACUCAGUGAUCUGAAAAUGGAUGGGCAGCGGCCUUAUGGCCUCACUGUUUUACCCCACACUUUAUUUCGUGGCCUCCAUUCACUGAAAUCUCUGUAUCUCACCAACAAUAAGAUCUUUCACAUUGCUCCCGAUACCUUUGAUGAUCUGACAGGCUUACAUUUCCUCUCACUAGAUAACUGCUGUGUUGGGGUGGCAAACCUACAACCAGGAAUCUUUAAAAAUCUAAGAAAUUUGACCAAACUGACUGCAGAAAAUAUGGGCAUUCAGAACUUCUCCAAGGAGGUGUUUGGGAAUCUUACAGCGUUAUGCAUACUGCAACUCAACCGCAAUGUGAUGCAGAGCAUUCAGGUAAAUGCACUAGAACAUUUGCCUAAACUCCACUAUCUUGACAUACGUAAUAUUCCUUUAAGCUGCACCUGCAAGAACAACUUGCUGCAAAACUGGACUCGAUACAAUUCAAAAGUCCAGAUAGUCUAUCUCUACAAUCUGUCAUGCAAACAAGAUGCAGAACAUAAAUUCUACAACUUUGAUACCAAUGUUUGUUACAUAGAUCUAGGAGAAUAUCUGUUUUUUAGCACAGCAGCUGUGAUCUUUCUCUUCACAGUCAUUCCUUUACUUUAUGUCAAACUUUACUGGAAAAUGAAGUACAGCUACUAUGUGUUUCGUUCCUGGUUCAGUGAGCAGUGGCGCAAACUCAGAGAGGAGGAGGAAAACUGCAAAUAUGAUGCAUUUAUUUCCUAUAAUUCCUCUGAUGAACAAUGGGUCAUGGACCAGUUGUUGCCCAACCUGGAGGGAAAAGGUUCAUCUUUUAAACUUUGCCUACAUCACAGGGACUUCGAGCUGGGUCGUGAUAUUGUGGACAACAUUGUGUCUGCUGUAUACAGCAGCCGUAAAACUAUUUGUGUGGUGAGCCAAAAUUUCCUACAAAGUGAGUGGUGUUCCCUUGAAAUCCAGCUCGCCAGCUAUCGACUCUUUGAUGAGCACCGAGACAUUCUUCUGCUCGUGUUUCUGGAGCCAAUCUCUGAGAGGCAGCUGUCAUCCUACCACCGCAUGAGGAAAGUCAUGUUGAAAAAGACUUAUUUGCAGUGGCCUGGCUCAGACUGCACUAACCCGAGGCAGGCCCAAGACCUGUUUUGGAAUCAGCUACAUAGGGCAAUGAGAACAGGAAGCAGACUUACAACAGACGAAAAUAACAAAAGUGAAGGUUGUGUUAAUACUGAAAGCAAAGAAUCCAGACAUAUUGAGACAACAGAUGAAAGCUAUUACUUGCUACCUUAAAGGGUUUGAAAAAUGUAUUUGUGAUUUAAGAUUAAUGUGAUUUACUGUAAGUGAAUAUCCUAUACCUGUAUGUUGAAUAAUUCAAUUUUU
Monopterus albus (swamp eel) is the source of this 3659-nucleotide messenger RNA. It is a transcript of the gene tlr21, whose product is annotated as toll-like receptor 21. The record is from RefSeq and is a predicted model, not a curated record. Gene Ontology annotation, molecular function: signaling receptor activity; protein binding. The transcript has 2 exons. The coding region runs from base 630 to 3569 and encodes 979 amino acids. Gene Ontology annotation, biological process: inflammatory response; toll-like receptor signaling pathway. Gene Ontology annotation, cellular component: plasma membrane. NCBI's taxonomy places the organism in Eukaryota, Metazoa, Chordata, Actinopteri, Synbranchiformes, Synbranchidae.